This is a messenger RNA of Hipposideros armiger (great roundleaf bat), 2952 nucleotides long. RefSeq names its product torsin family 3 member A (gene TOR3A). The record is from RefSeq and is a predicted model, not a curated record. NCBI's taxonomy places the organism in Eukaryota, Metazoa, Chordata, Mammalia, Chiroptera, Hipposideridae. Gene Ontology annotation, cellular component: endoplasmic reticulum lumen; nuclear envelope. Bases 407 to 1486 code for a protein of 359 amino acids. Gene Ontology annotation, molecular function: ATP binding; ATP hydrolysis activity. The transcript has 6 exons.
AACAGGUUGGCAGGAAGUGGAUCUGCAGACCUGGGGGGCACGAAUGAGUGUCCUCUGGCAGGCCUCGGGUGGGCCACCAGAGCGGCCAGAAAGUAACAGCCGGGUGAUGACAGUGGCCGUUUCAAGGCCUGACUUCAACUCCUUACACCCACAAUCACCCCAGAAUAGGCUGCCGUCGGUCGGGUGGGCGGUGCCUGCGCUCGGCCUCGGGACGCCCGGAGCACAGCCUGGGUUUCGGUUUCGGACGGGUGCCGCCUCGCCUCGGUCACGUCAGGCUGCGGUUCCCGUGGCAACGCCAAUCCUCGGCCGACCCGGGCGGCGGAAGCAGCGACACUGGCCGGCCCCGCACUGGGAGCCGGGCGAAGCCGGGUGAAGCCCGGCGGCGGGUUGGACUGUGCGCCCGGCCAUGCGGCGCCCACUCUGGCUCCUGCUGCCCCUGCUGCUCUUGGCGCUCGCGGGCGCGCUGGGUCAUCGCGGCCCCGCCGGGCCGAGGGAGGCGGCCGAGGAGGCAGGCGCUGGUCGGGCCUGGCGGGCGAUCCAGGGUCUGCAGGAGCGGCUGAGGGCGGCCGGCGGCGUCUCCAAACGGUACUGGGUGCUUUUCAGCUGCCGCUUGUGGCCCGAGACCUGUGACCAGGACGAGGAGGACCCCCCGCGGCCCCCGGGCUGGAGCCUCCCACUGUUGGGCAAGCAGUACCUGGAUAUCCUGACCACGUGGUACUGCAGCUUCGGGAACUGCUGCGAUGGCGGGGACUGCAGGAUCUCCAACAACUUCCCAGGCCUGGAGUCGGACCUGAAUGUGCGGCUGCACGGCCAGCAUCUGGCCCAGGAGCUGGUCCUGACCACAGUGAGGGGCUAUUUAGAGUUGCCCCGGCCAGACAAGGCCCUGGCCCUGUCGUUCCACGGCUGGUCUGGCACAGGCAAGAACUUCGUGGCGCGGAUGCUGGCGGAAAACCUGUACCGGGACGGGCUGCGGAGCGACUGCGUCCAGGUGUUCAUCACCAUGCUCCACUUCCCUCACCCCAAGUCUGUGGACCUGUACAAGGAGCGGCUGACAGACCAGGUGAGGAAGAUGCAAGCGCACUGCCAUCAGACCCUGAUCAUUUUUGAUGAGGCCGAGAAGCUGCACCCGGAACUGCUGGAGGCCUUGGGGCCACACCUGGAACGCCAGGCCCCCGACAACCACAGGGCUGAGUCCCGGAGGACCAUCUUUCUUUUUCUCAGUAACCUUGGGGGCAAUAUCAUCAAUGAGGUGGUCCUGAAUCUGCUUAAGGCUGGAAAGGCCCGGGAAGAAAUUACCAUGGAACACCUGGAGCCCCACCUCCAGGCUGAGAUUGCGGCGUCCACAGACAGUGACUUUGGCCACAGCCGUCUUGUGAAGGAAAACCUGAUUGACUUCUUNUCUGUUCCAUUGAUCUAUGUGCCUGUUUUUAUGCCAAUACCAUGCUGUUUUGAUUACUAUAGCUUUGUAAUAUCAUUUGAAAUGUAACUCACCGGGAAUCCCCCCUUAGAAGGGCAUUAAGUUUUCAAGUCAGCAAAUUAGUUGAAAAUCAAGUACAAACUACCCUCAAAAAUGCUCAGGAUAGACUCAGUCAGAGGGUAGUUUCCUAAUAAGGCCAGAUCUGCGUGUUCUCUCCCCAGCCUUGGAAGGUCUGUUUCUUCCCUGAUCAUGAGGAAGUCACUGGCUUAAAAUUCAGGGUACAGUGUGUUGAGUGGGAAGCGUUGCCUGCCUCCCAAGUGGCAACCCCACCAUGCUGGGCUCGUCACUCAACUGCUGCUUUCCCCUUUCUGCUUUGUUCAGCUGUGUGCCCCAGGCUGUGGAAAUGGCUUUGCAAAAAGCGAACUUGCACAUCAGCUUGUCAAGGCUUAUAUUUUUAUGGAGGCUUCAACUGGGAAUGUCCUGCCCAAGGUGUGUUAGAAGUCAGGCCUGGGUCCCUGUUGGCCCAACUUGGAGUAGAAGGCAAACCACUUGUUCCCCCAGCCCUUCCCCUCCGCAGGCCAGCACAUGCUUGCUAGGCGAUUUCCCCAGCUUUUGGGGGUACCCUGUGAGGGUGUGGAACUAGGGGGUCUGGUUUUUCAUCCAGGGUGGAGACUGUGAAGGAGUGAGCCCUGGAGGCCAGAUCUUGUCUCACUGUGGACACACAAGACAAGAUGGAACCAGUUGAAACACCAGGCUGAGGUUUCGGUGCAUUGAUGGCACUACGUGCUUUGUGAAGGAGGGCAGGGGGGGCCUCCCAAGGUGGUUUUAAGAGAAAAGCAGUGGUUUUCUGACAUGAUUGGCUCUGUAUUGUUGACCAGCUUCUGGGGCAGCCCAAAGAAUAGAGCACUUCCUGUCGCAGUGAGUUAGGUGGAGGGCGUCUAGGAGUUUGCAGACACCACCAGUCCCUCCCACCGAGUGCAAGGAAGCCUGGUGACCGGCUCACUGGGCAUUCCCUGUUGUAGAAAUCUGUUGACUUUGCGCCUAGUUCCUUCCUCUCUCCUCGGCCUGAGCCAGCUCUGCCUCGUGGCUGAGGCUGACCUCUCCUCCACUUGGGUUCGGCCCGGUUCUCUGCACCACUGCCAGGAUUUCCUAAUGUGAUGUAGGUGAACUUGCUCUCUCUACACAAAUGUUUGCCCUUUCCCCCAGUGUCCCAGACUUUGUGCACCAUCCGAGGUCACCCAUGGACCAUGAAUGGUUGAGACAGGACCCUGUGGGCCUGUGCUACCCCAGGAUGGAGAGGGGGACGCCACACCUGUGACAGGGAUGUGGCCUCAGUGCCCAAGGGCCAGCGCCGUCCCACCCUCUAAACCCUGAAGGUUUUCAGGAAUUCUAGUGAUGGGUGGGGGAAGACCAUAUAGUUGAGUCUGUUCAAGAACAGAAAUGCAGCUGAGUAAAUUGGAAGAUCUGCUUGGCUUUAUGGAGCGAUUCGCGAAUCAGGCAGCGGCCCAUCCAGCAAACAGGUGCUCCGAGCAGCU